AUGGACAAGGCACAGGAUGGACUGCUACGGCGGCCCCUUUAUCUCUUUGAUCUACCCCCAGAAAUCCUCAAUUCACUUACCCCCAAACCAGACGCGGGGUUAACUGUCGCAGAUGCGCCAACUGCUUCCGCUUCCUCAGGGGAGCUAACCCCGAGUCCCGCCAGCGCCGAAAACAUCCUCGGAUCACAGACCUGCUCCUUGUGCGGCAUGUCGUUUGUCACGGUCGAAGAACAAAAGGAACAUCUUAAGACCGACCUCCAUUAUUACAACCUCAAACAAAAGUUGAACGGCCUCAAACCCGUUUCCGAAGCCGAGUUUGAGAAACUUGUCGAGGAGAACGAUGUGAGCAUCUCGGGGUCGGACACAUCCGAUAAUGAGGACGAGGAGGACGAGCCGUCGCGCAGGGAGACGACCCUUUCGGCCCUGCUGAAGAAACAAGCAUCGCUGGCGGAUAAGCGUAACCCGGAUGACGAGGGUACAGAGGCUGAGCCAAAGAAGAAGAGGGGGGGUGGGAAACCGCCAUUGCUGUGGUUUGAGUCGCCGCAGCUACCAGACCGUACUUAUUUUGGGAUAUACCGGAGCUUGUUCACUGCAAAGGAGUUAGACAAGGAAGAUGCGAUUAUCGAAGCCAUCAAACAACGACAGUUGCCGCCGAUAUCCAUGCCCAAGGCCGCCAAGGAUGGGAAUACCAUCCCCCCUGCUUACAAUGGCAGGCACAUAUUUCUCUGCAUGAUGGGAGGUGGUCACUUCGCCGGCAUGGUGGUGUGCUUAGCUCCAAGGAAAACAAAGCACGGCUCAGUUGGGCCGCUCAACAGGGAGGCUGUCGUUUUGGCACACAAGACCUUCCACAGGUACACGACUCGACGGAAACAGGGUGGCUCACAGUCCGCCAACGACAAUUCUAAGGGAGCUGCUCACUCGGCCGGUGCCUCGAUACGCCGGUACAAUGAACAAGCCCUCGUCGACGACAUUCGCGAGCUUCUCAAGGACUGGAAAGCCUUGAUCGACACAUCCGACCUGCUUUUCAUCCGAGCGACCGGUGCGACAAACCGACGGACGCUAUUUGGGCCGUACGACGACCAAGUCAUGCGCUCCAACGACCCCCGCAUCAGGGGUUUCCCCUUUACCACGCGGCGAGCAACGCAAAACGAGCUCAUGCGUGCCUUUAUCGAACUCACCCGUCUCAAGGUCAAGGAGAUCCAGCCCGAAGAGGCCUCUGCCCCAACAGAGACAACCAAAGCCCCCAAACCAAAAGCCGACUCCAAACCAGCCCCCCCAAAACUCACCGAAGAAGAAGAAGCCGCCAUCUUCCACACCAACCAAAUCCAAGCCAUGAUCCGGCGCUCCAAACUCCCCGCCCUCCUCACCUACCUCACCACCAACCACCUCCCUGCCACCUUCCGCUUCCAACCCGCGGACACGCAACAAAACCACCACGCGCCCACCGCCCUCCACCUCGCGGCCGCGCAAAACUCGGCCCCGCUCGUCGCCGGCCUCCUCGCCCGCGCCAACGCCGACCCCACCCUCCCCAGCAGCGAGGGCAAGACCGCCUUCGACCUCGCCGGCGACCGCGCUACCCGCGACGCCUUCCGCGUGGCCCGCGCCGAGCUGGGCGAGGCCGCCUGGGACUGGGACGCUGCGCGCGUGCCGCCGGCGCUGGCGCGGGAGGAGGCGGAGAAGAGGGCCAAGAGGGAGAGGGUGGCGGCGGAGAGGGAGGAGGGGUUGAGGAGGGAGAAGGAGGAGGAGAGGUUGAAGGUUGAGGGGCCGAGGGUGGAUGGUUCUGGUUCUGGUUCUGGUGGGGGUGGGAGGAGGGGGAAGAAGGGGGGGCAUGUGUUGGGUGCGGGACCGCCGAAGACGGCGGAGGAGAGGAGGGCUGAGGAGGCGAGAGGGUUGACGGGGGAGCAGAGGGCCAGGUUGGAGAGGGAGAGGAGAGCGAGGGCUGCUGAGGAGAGGAUUAGGAGGUUGCAGGCGGGUGGUGGAAAAGAUGUGACUCUUGGGGCGGCGAAAGGGGCAUCUCGCACACUCUGGCUUGCGCCUCUGACUUGCGGCAAUGGCAACACCAAAUUCAACAUGUCCCCUGCACCAACUGCUCACCCCCACGUAUAUCAUCGAGAUGGCCAAGUCCAGCGGGCAAGGGGUGCAGCCAUCCAACUCCUUGUCGCCCUUUCACCCGGCCUGGUACUUACCCUCCAGCCCUCUCUACGAAAGUAG
This is a messenger RNA of Chaetomium globosum CBS 148.51, 2211 nucleotides long. RefSeq lists its product as uncharacterized. NCBI's taxonomy places the organism in Eukaryota, Fungi, Ascomycota, Sordariomycetes, Sordariales, Chaetomiaceae. The record is from RefSeq and is a predicted model, not a curated record. The transcript has 2 exons. Bases 1 to 2211 code for a protein of 736 amino acids.